GUACUUGUAUUACUGUGAAUGGUGUAAACGCUCUCCACAAUCCACGGUAAUUGCUCUGGCAGAGGGAUCACUCUUGAAGAUUUAAAACAUGGCUAUGGUCUCCAAUGGGCGAUGACCCUACUAGCAUCUGAAGCUACCGGAGGUGAUUUCUAGUUGAGUGCUCGUUAUUGCAAAGUGGCCCCUACGCUUAGGUAUUCAAGGAAUUAAGGAUGCUACCUUCUAAGUUCACCAGUUUAGGAUACUUAGAGAAGAUGGAUAAUGAGACUCCUCUCACGUAUGUUCAGAAGAUCGUGUUUGCUUGUGACUAUUUGGCUUCGACCAAGAACAUGCCCCACCUUAGGCACAAAGAUAUGAUGGCUAGUAUGAUUAUACAUUGUUUACCCCAUAAGAACCCUUACAAAGACCUCAAGAAUAGGUUCAGUGACAUGCAUUAUGGUGAUGGUACCCCUAAUUGGUACAAAUAUGGGACUAGUGAUGGUAGGUGGAAGUAUGAUUCCGAGGUUCUUGCUACUAUACUAGAGGUUGCAGAAAUUAGCUAUGAGGAUGGAAAGUAUUCUGCGGGUUUUGGUAUGGGCUAUGGAGGAAUAGAAAGUGAUGGUGAGGAUGAUAUGAUCCAUGAUGAGCAAGCUAGUGAUGUUGAGGAGGAUAGUGAUGAUGAUGCGGUAGAGAUUGAGAAUCCUAACCCUAUAGUUCCUGAACCAACCAUUGAGAUAUCCAGUGGAUCUGAAGAUGAGCUUGAAGAGAAUAAUGUGGUUGAUAGUGAGCCACAGCAAAAUGAUGAGGCUAUGGAUGUGUAAUACCCCGAAAUUUUUAAACUCGAUUUAUUAAAAUUAAUAAUAUUUUAUUAACGUAAUUUCGUUUUAAUUAUUAGAAAUAAUUUAAAAAUUUCGUUAUUUUAAACGUUUUUACGAUUUAUUUUAAACGAUAAAUUUAUAAACGAAAAUUUAUUUAUUUUUCGUUAACGAUAUUUUUAUAAAGAAUUAUUUUAGCUUAACAUUUCUAUUUUUAGUAGUUUCCAAAAAUGGCAACCCAAUUUCUGAAUUUAUUCCAACUGUGUAAAAUUACAAAAAUGCCCUUAGAAAAUCAAAAAUUCCAUUUUUCCUCUUCUCUUUGCUUUCCACGUACAUUGCAAGAAUGAAGAAAAUUCUUCAUUCCUCUCCUUCCCUCAAUUCAGUCUUGAUUCAUGCCUUGCUCCUCAAGGAUUUCAGCUUCUCUUUCACUCUUCUUGACUAUACAAAUCAGUCUUAAUUCCAAUUGGAAUUCAACAUCAGAAAAUCAAAACCAAAACCAAAUUCAAGUUUUCAUUCCCUUCUCUGCUUCGAACCACCACCACCAUCGGUGGCUGCCACCACCAAAACCACCUUCAAUCACCACUACCCCUGCUGCCUAGCACCACCUCGAUCACCCACCACCGUCACAGCCACCCCUAUUUCCCUCCUCUCCUCGCAGCUCCACAACUCCCUUCCCUUGCCUCACUCUUUCUUUGUUCCUUGCGGCACCACCAACGUCGCGCCACCACUCCCAACCUCCCCCACCACCUUGUAAACCAACUCCCGCCCCCACAUACUCCGGCGAGCUAUAUAGUCGCCGCCCAGAACCGCUCCAAGUCACCCCCACCAAUUCCCCUGUUUCUCUCCCCUGUCCCGCCCUGCUCGUGCUCCCCCUUCCUUUCUCUCACCGUCGCACUGCCCUCAACCACCAUCGUCGGAGCGCUUUAGCGCCGCCGUACCGCCCAGGCUUCAGCCGCCACCUUCUCUUCCCUUCCUCUCUUUCGUGCCUGUUGCUUGCCCCUCCCCUCUGCUCGACAUUCACAAAGUCAGGAAACCAAUUUCCUGACUUGUGAAUUGUUCCCUUUAACCCAAAAUAAAAAGGGAUGGGCCCAAGUUCUAAUGGGUUUUGGUAAGCUCAUUCUCCAUUACUAUUUUCAGAUUUAUAAACUUAUCCUUCAUGUUUUUUUUUUUUUUUUUUAUCUAAAUAAAUUUGAUAAUAUGUUUCAAUAUAUGUUUAUAUAAUAAAUUACUAAUAAAUUUUUCAGGUAGGAAAACAUAUUUAAAUUACCGAUUUUACUAAAAUUAAGUUACUAGCUAGUAUUAACAAAAAUAAAUAUGUUUCAUGUAAAUCGAUUUAUAAAAUAAAAAUUUAGUUUUUAAUUGAAAUUUUGAUUAAUAAUAAUAUUAACGAUAAAACUAUGAAAUUAUAAUUUUUAUUAUUACAAUUCGUUAUUUAUAAUUAUUUAUAAACUUACUAUAAAGUAUUAAUAUUAAUCGUUAAUAACUAAUUGGAUGGUUUAAUAUUUUGAAAGAAAUCGAACUCGGAGCUCAGGAAGAACGGUCCAUCGAACAGGAAAUAUUAACUACGGUUGAGGUACGAAGAAGAUCAUGGGAUGCCUUAGAGUGAGGAUGCAACCAUCAAAUUCACGAUCAAUGUUUAGUAGAGACAAUUAUGUCAUUAGUAAUAAAGGGAUGUAUUAAUUAAACUCUAAGUUUGAUCUCAUGAUUUGAGUUAGAUUUUAAUACUAAUAUUAACCAAAUGCUAAAAGUAUUUAUUAUUAAAGUUUAUUUAGUAAUUUAAAAAGGUUAUGUCGCCUUGUAUUUUCCACGAGGGAAAUACGGCAAGUGACGCUCCGACUAAAUUAGGGUUUCCGCUGCUAAUUAAAGAUAAUUAACCUAAUUAAUGGUGUUUAGAAGUCGGGGUGUUACAGUUGAAGACUCGGAUCCGGAAGAAGAGUUGGAUGAUCCUAAUGAUCAAGAAUUUACUCCAGAGCAAUACAAGGAAAGAGAUGAUCGUCGUGAUGACGUUAGUCUCUAGAGAAAUGUAAUCCUUAGUUUUUUUUUUUUUUUUUCUUUCAUUGAUUAAUAAAGUGGCAAAGCUACUAUUUAUGGUUUUAGUUUAUUAUAGUUGGAGAAUAAAUGUUAUGG
Molecule: messenger RNA, 2918 nt
Organism: Spinacia oleracea (spinach)
Lineage: Eukaryota; Viridiplantae; Streptophyta; Magnoliopsida; Caryophyllales; Amaranthaceae
Exons: 5
Coding region: 210-797 (195 amino acids)
Source: RefSeq, a predicted model, not a curated record